UUUCAUUAGAUUGUCUCGCCACUGACCCCCUGUCCCAUCUACAGAAACGUGAAACCAGCCCUCUGGCGAGCGCACUGCGCGUCGGAGAGCCGAGCCGAGCGGAGCGGAGCCGAUGCACUACUACACUCUCACUACCCGGUCCCCGGUGCGCAGGCUGGACUGCGCUGCCGCACGCUGCGCCGCAGACUGCCCAAGUAGCGCAAUAAUACCGGCACGUGCAAUGGCCAGCGAGUAGACGGAGCGGUAGAUGAGAGGCAGAGCUGUGUAGCGGUCGCUGAGGGAUUAUCCGCUUUUUCCCGUGGAGGUGUGCUGCCGCAGCCAUGGUGCGCUGCCGCACUCCCAGACGUCCGCAGAACGGCACCGGGGGCUGCGCUGCUCUGCAGGCGGCGGCGCUGCUCGGUCUCCUGUUCGCAGGGAUGCAUCAAAGCGCAGCGUUGCCCUCCCGGAGGUCCGAGGAAGAAGCUUACACCACUGCGUUGCUCAUUGGGAUCCGCAAAGAGGCCCGGACCCAGGUGCUGCACCUGUCCAGAAACAAGCGCUACACGCUGACCCCGGAGCAGCUCAAAUGGGACAAGUUCAAGCUGACCUACAAGUUGCUCUCGUACCCGACCAACCUGAUCAACGCCAGCGACACGCGCCGCGGCUUCGCCAGGGCCUUCGGCAUGUGGAGCGACGUCUCGCCGUUCACCUUCAGGGAGGUGCCAGCGGAGCAGGAGGCCGACAUCAAGAUCGGCUUCUACCCCGUCAACCACACAGACUGCCUGCAGUCCCAGUUGCACCAUUGUUUCGACGGCAUCACGGGGGAACUGGCCCACGCCUUCUUCCCGCCGACGGGCGAGAUCCACUUCGACGACCACGAGUACUGGGUUCUUGGAAACAUGCGCUUCAGCUGGAAGAAAGGUGUUUGGCUCACGGACCUCGUCCACGUGGCAACGCACGAGAUCGGCCACGUCCUGGGGCUCAUGCACUCCAUGGACCCCAAAGCGAUAAUGCACCUGAACGCCACGCUGACGGGGCGCAAGCUGAUCACGCAGGACGAGGUGUGGGGGGUGCACCGCCUCUACGGGUGUUUGGACCGGUUAUUUAUCUGUUCGGCCUGGGCUCGGAAAGGUUAUUGCGACAGCAAGCGGAGGCUGAUGCAGAAGCACUGCCCCUCCAGCUGCGAUUUCUGUUACGAGUUUCCUUUCCCCACUGCGGCUCCCACCCCGACUCCCCCGAGGACCAAGCACAAGCUGGUUGUUGAGGGCAAGACGCUCACUUUUCGCUGUGGCAAGAAAAUAGCAUCCAGGAAAGGCAAAGUCCACUGGUACAAGGACGGAGAGCUGCUGGAGACGUCGCAGCCGAACUACAUCUCCUUGAAAGGCGACCACAUCACUCUGGUGGCCAACGCCAUCAACGAAGGCACAUACACCUGCGUGGUGAAGAAGAAGGACAAAGUUCUCACCAACUACUCGUGGAGGGUGCGCGUGCGCUUCUAAAGGCCCGGCCGCCUCCUGUGCACACUGAACAGGACACAGGCGCUCACCAGGAGACCUCGUUCACUAUGGCACAUAUUUCUGUUUGUUCCAAACGUCUCCCUGUAUCCUCCACACUCAGUCAAGUCAGAUUCCGUGUUUGCAAAUAAUAAACCUCACACAAGUUGUAUUUUUGUGAAAA
This is a messenger RNA of Betta splendens (Siamese fighting fish), 1656 nucleotides long. It is a transcript of the gene mmp23ba, whose product is annotated as matrix metallopeptidase 23ba. Lineage: Eukaryota; Metazoa; Chordata; Actinopteri; Anabantiformes; Osphronemidae. Bases 321 to 1478 code for a protein of 385 amino acids. Gene Ontology annotation, biological process: collagen catabolic process; extracellular matrix organization; proteolysis. The transcript has 8 exons. Gene Ontology annotation, molecular function: metalloendopeptidase activity; zinc ion binding. The record is from RefSeq and is a predicted model, not a curated record. Gene Ontology annotation, cellular component: extracellular matrix.